AUGCACCCUCUCAUUCUCCCGGCUGUCAUCUUCGCGACCAACGUUGCCGCUCAAGCAGAAAAUACGUACACUGCGACAGCAACUAGCGAUGUUGAGAAGGCUAGAGCUACGGCGAUAACCCUCAGCCCUACUAGCAAUGUUAAGGGAAAGGCCUUUGACCGACUCGCCAUCAUAUGGUUGGAGAAUACCGACUACGAUAUGGCAUUGGGUGAUCCAAACUUAGCAUGGUUAGCCAAGAGAGGCAUAACGCUCUCUAACUACCACGCAGUGACGCACCCCUCGCAGCCGAAUUACAUCGCUGCUGUCGGCGGUGACUAUUUCGGGAUGCAGCACGAUGACUUCACGCAAGUCGACAAGAAUGUUUCCACCAUUAUCGACCUACUCGAGGACAAGGGUAUUUCAUGGGGCGAGUAUCAGGAAGACAUGCCGUACAGCGGCUUCGAAGGCAUCGCGUAUAUCAACCAGAAAAACGGCAAAAACGACUACGUCCGGAAGCACAACCCGGCCGUCAGUUAUGACGCAAAUGCUCGCCUGAUCGACCGUCUGGCCGUCAUCAAGAACCUGACCACAUUCUACCAAGACCUCGAGAACGAGACUCUCCCGCAAUGGAUGUUCAUCACUCCCAACAUGACAAGCGACGGCCACGAUACCGACGUGACCGUCUCCGGGACCUGGACCCGGACCUUCCUGGAGCCCCUCCUCUCCGACAAGCGCUUCAUGCAAAACACCUUGGUAGUAAUUACUUUCGACGAGAACGAGACCUACUCGAUCCAAAACCGUAUCCUAGCCAUCCUAAUUGGCGACGCCGUGCCUGCCGAUUUAGUUGGCACCACGGACGACUCAUAUUACAACCACUAUAGCGAGAUCGCGACCGCCGAAGCAAACUGGGACCUACAUACGCUCGGGCGCUUCGACGUCGGCGCGAACGUAUUCAAAUUCGUCGCCGAGAAGACAGGGGAUACCGUACGCUCUUGGAACGGCGAUAUUUCGCUUUCAGACAUGUAUUUUAACUACUCGUACGCUGGUCCGUUGAAUGAUGAGGGCGGCAACAAGCGAUACCCGGCGCCGAACUUGGUCGAUGCGAGCGACUUGCACAACCGUACCAUACUGCCUAGUAUCAAGGAAGCGUGGGAGGGGAAUUCAGCGUCGGUGUACUAUUCUUCGAGCCUAGAGACUCCAGAUGGACAGCAUCCGCCAAAGGGGUAUGUACCGAGCGAGUAG
Molecule: messenger RNA, 1221 nt
Organism: Daldinia childiae
Lineage: Eukaryota; Fungi; Ascomycota; Sordariomycetes; Xylariales; Hypoxylaceae
Product: putative acid phosphatase
Exons: 3
Coding region: 1-1221 (406 amino acids)
Biological process (GO): phospholipid catabolic process
Molecular function (GO): hydrolase activity, acting on ester bonds
Source: RefSeq, a predicted model, not a curated record